Molecule: messenger RNA, 13250 nt
Organism: Closterium sp. Naga37s-1
Lineage: Eukaryota; Viridiplantae; Streptophyta; Zygnematophyceae; Desmidiales; Closteriaceae
Source: the annotation of a GenBank genome assembly
CGGGCAUGGCCAUGGGUGUGCCUGUGCCCGUCGCAGUGCCCCUCACCCUGCCAGCCCCCCUGCCGCUUGCUCCGCCCCUGCUGCCGUCCUCCUCGCCCUUCACCACGUGCGCUCCUGCCUCUCCUGUUGCCCCCCCCCGCCCCCUCGCCUCUCCUCUUGUUCGCUGCUGCCCUUCAUCCUGCAUGCGUUGGCUUCAGUCCUCUCCGUUGCUCUCAUGUUCGCUGCUGCCCUUCAUCCUGCAUGCGUUGGCUUCAGUCCUCUCCGUUGCUCUCAUGUUCGCUGCUGCCCUUCAUCCUGCAUGCGUUGGCUUCAGUCCUCUCCGUUGCUCUCAUGUUCGCUGCUGCCCUUCAUCCUGCAUGCGUUGGCUUCAGUCCUCUCCGUUGCUCUCAUGUUCGCUGCUGCCCUUCAUCCUGCAUGCGUUGGCUUCAGUCCUCUCCGUUGCUCUCAUGUUCGCUGCUGCCCUUCAUCCUGCAUGCGUUGGCUUCAGUCCUCUCCGUUGCUCUCAUGUUCGCUGCUGCCCUUCAUCCUGCAUGCGUUGGCUUCAGUCCUCUCCGUUGCUCUCAUGUUCGCUGCUGCCCUUCAUCCUGCAUGCGUUGGCUUCAGUCCUCUCCUUUGCUCUCAUGUUCGCUGCUGCCCUUCAUCCUGCAUGCGUUGGCUUCAGUCCUCUCCGUUGCUCUCAUGUUCGCUGCUGCCCUUCAUCCUGCAUGCGUUGGCUUCAGUCCUCUCCGUUGCUCUCAUGUUCGCCGCUGCCCUUCAUCCUGCAUGCGUUGGCUUCAGUCCUCUCCGUUGCUCUCAUGUUCGCCGCUGCCCUUCAUCCUGCAUGCGUUGGCUUCAGUCCUCUCCGUUGCUCUCAUGUUCGCCGCUGCCCUUCAUCCUGCAUGCGUUGGCUUCAGUCCUCUCCGUUGCUCUCAUGUUCGCCGCUGCCCUUCAUCCUGCAUGCGUUGGCUUCAGUCCUCUCCGUUGCUCUCAUGUUCGCCGCUGCCCUUCAUCCUGCAUGCGUUGGCUUCAGUCCUCUCCGUCGCUCUCAUGUUCGAUGCUGCCCUUCAUCCUGCAUGCGUUGGCUUCAGUCCUCUCCGUCGCUCUCAUGUUCGCUGCUGCCCUUCAUCCUGCAUGCGUUGGCUUCAGUCCUCUCCGUCGCUCUCAUGUUCGCUGCUGCCCUUCAUCCUGCAUGCGUUGGCUUCAGUCCUCUCCGUCGCUCUCAUGUUCGCUGCUGCCCUUCAUCCUGCAUGCGUUGGCUUCAGUCCUCUCCGUCGCUCUCAUGUUCGCUGCUGCCCUUCAUCCUGCAUGCGUUGGCUUCAGUCCUCUCCGUCGCUCUCAUGUUCGCUGCUGCCCUUCAUCCUGCAUGCGUUGGCUUCAGUCCUCUCCGUCGCUCUCAUGUUCGCUGCUGCCCUUCAUCCUGCAUGCGUUGGCUUCAGUCCUCUCCGUCGCUCUCAUGUUCGCUGCUGCCCUUCAUCCUGCAUGCGUUGGCUUCAGUCCUCUCCGUCGCUCUCAUGUUCGCUGCUGCCCUUCAUCCUGCAUGCGUUGGCUUCAGUCCUCUCCGUCGCUCUCAUGUUCGCUGCUGCCCUUCAUCCUGCAUGCGUUGGCUUCAGUCCUCUCCGUCGCUCUCAUGUUCGCUGCUGCCCUUCAUCCUGCAUGCGUUGGCUUCAGUCCUCUCCGUCGCUCUCAUGUUCGCUGCUGCCCUUCAUCCUGCAUGCGUUGGCUUCAGUCCUCUCCGUCGCUCUCAUGUUCGCUGCUGCCCUUCAUCCUGCAUGCGUUGGCUUCAGUCCUCUCCGUCGCUCUCAUGUUCGCUGCUGCCCUUCAUCCUGCAUGCGUUGGCUUCAGUCCUCUCCGUCGCUCUCAUGUUCGCUGCUGCCCUUCAUCCUGCAUGCGUUGGCUUCAGUCCUCUCCGUCGCUCUCAUGUUCGCUGCUGCCCUUCAUCCUGCAUGCGUUGGCUUCAGUCCUCUCCGUCGCUCUCAUGUUCGCUGCUGCCCUUCAUCCUGCAUGCGUUGGCUUCAGUCCUCUCCGUCGCUCUCAUGUUCGCUGCUGCCCUUCAUCCUGCAUGCGUUGGCUUCAGUCCUCUCCGUCGCUCUCAUGUUCGCUGCUGCCCUUCAUCCUGCAUGCGUUGGCUUCAGUCCUCUCCGUCGCUCUCAUGUUCGCUGCUGCCCUUCAUCCUGCAUGCGUUGGCUUCAGUCCUCUCCGUCGCUCUCAUGUUCGCUGCUGCCCUUCAUCCUGCAUGCGUUGGCUUCAGUCCUCUCCGUCGCUCUCAUGUUCGCUGCUGCCCUUCAUCCUGCAUGCGUUGGCUUCAGUCCUCUCCGUCGCUCUCAUGUUCGCUGCUGCCCUUCAUCCUGCAUGCGUUGGCUUCAGUCCUCUCCGUCGCUCUCAUGUUCGCUGCUGCCCUUCAUCCUGCAUGCGUUGGCUUCAGUCCUCUCCGUCGCUCUCAUGUUCGCUGCUGCCCUUCAUCCUGCAUGCGUUGGCUUCAGUCCUCUCCGUCGCUCUCAUGUUCGCUGCUGCCCUUCAUCCUGCAUGCGUUGGCUUCAGUCCUCUCCGUCGCUCUCAUGUUCGCUGCUGCCCUUCAUCCUGCAUGCGUUGGCUUCAGUCCUCUCCGUCGCUCUCAUGUUCGCUGCUGCCCUUCAUCCUGCAUGCGUUGGCUUCAGUCCUCUCCGUCGCUCUCAUGUUCGCUGCUGCCCUUCAUCCUGCAUGCGUUGGCUUCAGUCCUCUCCGUCGCUCUCAUGUUCGCUGCUGCCCUUCAUCCUGCAUGCGUUGGCUUCAGUCCUCUCCGUCGCUCUCAUGUUCGCUGCUGCCCUUCAUCCUGCAUGCGUUGGCUUCAGUCCUCUCCGUCGCUCUCAUGUUCGCUGCUGCCCUUCAUCCUGCAUGCGUUGGCUUCAGUCCUCUCCGUCGCUCUCAUGUUCGCUGCUGCCCUUCAUCCUGCAUGCGUUGGCUUCAGUCCUCUCCGUCGCUCUCAUGUUCGCUGCUGCCCUUCAUCCUGCAUGCGUUGGCUGCAGUCCUCUCCGUCGCUCUCAUGUUCGCUGCUGCCCUUCAUCCUGCAUGCGUUGGCUUCAGUCCUCUCCGUCGCUCUCAUGUUCGCUGCUGCCCUUCAUCCUGCAUGCGUUGGCUUCAGUCCUCUCCGUCGCUCUCAUGUUCGCUGCUGCCCUUCAUCCUGCAUGCGUUGGCUUCAGUCCUCUCCGUCGCUCUCAUGUUCGCUGCUGCCCUUCAUCCUGCAUGCGUUGGCUGCAGUCCUCUCCGUCGCUCUCAUGUUCGCUGCUGCCCUUCAUCCUGCAUGCGUUGGCUGCAGUCCUCUCCGUCGCUCUCAUGUUCGCUGCUGCCCUUCAUCCUGCAUGCGUUGGCUUCAGUCCUCUCCGUCGCUCUCAUGUUCGCUGCUGCCCUUCAUCCUGCAUGCGUUGGCUUCAGUCCUCUCCGUCGCUCUCAUGUUCGCUGCUGCCCUUCAUCCUGCAUGCGUUGGCUUCAGUCCUCUCCGUCGCUCUCAUGUUCGCUGCUGCCCUUCAUCCUGCAUGCGUUGGCUUCAGUCCUCUCCGUCGCUCUCAUGUUCGCUGCUGCCCUUCAUCCUGCAUGCGUUGGCUUCAGUCCUCUCCGUCGCUCUCAUGUUCGCUGCUGCCCUUCAUCCUGCAUGCGUUGGCUUCAGUCCUCUCCGUCGCUCUCAUGUUCGCUGCUGCCCUUCAUCCUGCAUGCGUUGGCUUCAGUCCUCUCCGUCGCUCUCAUGUUCGCUGCUGCCCUUCAUCCUGCAUGCGUUGGCUUCAGUCCUCUCCGUCGCUCUCAUGUUCGCUGCUGCCCUUCAUCCUGCAUGCGUUGGCUUCAGUCCUCUCCGUCGCUCUCAUGUUCGCUGCUGCCCUUCAUCCUGCAUGCGUUGGCUUCAGUCCUCUCCGUCGCUCUCAUGUUCGCUGCUGCCCUUCAUCCUGCAUGCGUUGGCUUCAGUCCUCUCCGUCGCUCUCAUGUUCGCUGCUGCCCUUCAUCCUGCAUGCGUUGGCUUCAGUCCUCUCCGUCGCUCUCAUGUUCGCUGCUGCCCUUCAUCCUGCAUGCGUUGGCUUCAGUCCUCUCCGUCGCUCUCAUGUUCGCUGCUGCCCUUCAUCCUGCAUGCGUUGGCUUCAGUCCUCUCCGUCGCUCUCAUGUUCGCUGCUGCCCUUCAUCCUGCAUGCGUUGGCUUCAGUCCUCUCCGUCGCUCUCAUGUUCGCUGCUGCCCUUCAUCCUGCAUGCGUUGGCUUCAGUCCUCUCCGUCGCUCUCAUGUUCGCUGCUGCCCUUCAUCCUGCAUGCGUUGGCUUCAGUCCUCUCCGUCGCUCUCAUGUUCGCUGCUGCCCUUCAUCCUGCAUGCGUUGGCUUCAGUCCUCUCCGUCGCUCUCAUGUUCGCUGCUGCCCUUCAUCCUGCAUGCGUUGGCUUCAGUCCUCUCCGUCGCUCUCAUGUUCGCUGCUGCCCUUCAUCCUGCAUGCGUUGGCUUCAGUCCUCUCCGUCGCUCUCAUGUUCGCUGCUGCCCUUCAUCCUGCAUGCGUUGGCUUCAGUCCUCUCCGUCGCUCUCAUGUUCGCUGCUGCCCUUCAUCCUGCAUGCGUUGGCUUCAGUCCUCUCCGUCGCUCUCAUGUUCGCUGCUGCCCUUCAUCCUGCAUGCGUUGGCUUCAGUCCUCUCCGUCGCUCUCAUGUUCGCUGCUGCCCUUCAUCCUGCAUGCGUUGGCUUCAGUCCUCUCCGUCGCUCUCAUGUUCGCUGCUGCCCUUCAUCCUGCAUGCGUUGGCUUCAGUCCUCUCCGUCGCUCUCAUGUUCGCUGCUGCCCUUCAUCCUGCAUGCGUUGGCUUCAGUCCUCUCCGUCGCUCUCAUGUUCGCUGCUGCCCUUCAUCCUGCAUGCGUUGGCUUCAGUCCUCUCCGUCGCUCUCAUGUUCGCUGCUGCCCUUCAUCCUGCAUGCGUUGGCUUCAGUCCUCUCCGUCGCUCUCAUGUUCGCUGCUGCCCUUCAUCCUGCAUGCGUUGGCUUCAGUCCUCUCCGUCGCUCUCAUGUUCGCUGCUGCCCUUCAUCCUGCAUGCGUUGGCUUCAGUCCUCUCCGUCGCUCUCAUGUUCGCUGCUGCCCUUCAUCCUGCAUGCGUUGGCUUCAGUCCUCUCCGUCGCUCUCAUGUUCGCUGCUGCCCUUCAUCCUGCAUGCGUUGGCUUCAGUCCUCUCCGUCGCUCUCAUGUUCGCUGCUGCCCUUCAUCCUGCAUGCGUUGGCUUCAGUCCUCUCCGUCGCUCUCAUGUUCGCUGCUGCCCUUCAUCCUGCAUGCGUUGGCUUCAGUCCUCUCCGUCGCUCUCAUGUUCGCUGCUGCCCUUCAUCCUGCAUGCGUUGGCUUCAGUCCUCUCCGUCGCUCUCAUGUUCGCUGCUGCCCUUCAUCCUGCAUGCGUUGGCUUCAGUCCUCUCCGUCGCUCUCAUGUUCGCUGCUGCCCUUCAUCCUGCAUGCGUUGGCUUCAGUCCUCUCCGUCGCUCUCAUGUUCGCUGCUGCCCUUCAUCCUGCAUGCGUUGGCUUCAGUCCUCUCCGUCGCUCUCAUGUUCGCUGCUGCCCUUCAUCCUGCAUGCGUUGGCUUCAGUCCUCUCCGUCGCUCUCAUGUUCGCUGCUGCCCUUCAUCCUGCAUGCGUUGGCUUCAGUCCUCUCCGUCGCUCUCAUGUUCGCUGCUGCCCUUCAUCCUGCAUGCGUUGGCUUCAGUCCUCUCCGUCGCUCUCAUGUUCGCUGCUGCCCUUCAUCCUGCAUGCGUUGGCUUCAGUCCUCUCCGUCGCUCUCAUGUUCGCUGCUGCCCUUCAUCCUGCAUGCGUUGGCUUCAGUCCUCUCCGUCGCUCUCAUGUUCGCUGCUGCCCUUCAUCCUGCAUGCGUUGGCUUCAGUCCUCUCCGUCGCUCUCAUGUUCGCUGCUGCCCUUCAUCCUGCAUGCGUUGGCUUCAGUCCUCUCCGUCGCUCUCAUGUUCGCUGCUGCCCUUCAUCCUGCAUGCGUUGGCUUCAGUCCUCUCCGUCGCUCUCAUGUUCGCUGCUGCCCUUCAUCCUGCAUGCGUUGGCUUCAGUCCUCUCCGUCGCUCUCAUGUUCGCUGCUGCCCUUCAUCCUGCAUGCGUUGGCUUCAGUCCUCUCCGUCGCUCUCAUGUUCGCUGCUGCCCUUCAUCCUGCAUGCGUUGGCUUCAGUCCUCUCCGUCGCUCUCAUGUUCGCUGCUGCCCUUCAUCCUGCAUGCGUUGGCUUCAGUCCUCUCCGUCGCUCUCAUGUUCGCUGCUGCCCUUCAUCCUGCAUGCGUUGGCUUCAGUCCUCUCCGUCGCUCUCAUGUUCGCUGCUGCCCUUCAUCCUGCAUGCGUUGGCUUCAGUCCUCUCCGUCGCUCUCAUGUUCGCUGCUGCCCUUCAUCCUGCAUGCGUUGGCUUCAGUCCUCUCCGUCGCUCUCAUGUUCGCUGCUGCCCUUCAUCCUGCAUGCGUUGGCUUCAGUCCUCUCCGUCGCUCUCAUGUUCGCUGCUGCCCUUCAUCCUGCAUGCGUUGGCUUCAGUCCUCUCCGUCGCUCUCAUGUUCGCUGCUGCCCUUCAUCCUGCAUGCGUUGGCUUCAGUCCUCUCCGUCGCUCUCAUGUUCGCUGCUGCCCUUCAUCCUGCAUGCGUUGGCUUCAGUCCUCUCCGUCGCUCUCAUGUUCGCUGCUGCCCUUCAUCCUGCAUGCGUUGGCUUCAGUCCUCUCCGUCGCUCUCAUGUUCGCUGCUGCCCUUCAUCCUGCAUGCGUUGGCUUCAGUCCUCUCCGUCGCUCUCAUGUUCGCUGCUGCCCUUCAUCCUGCAUGCGUUGGCUUCAGUCCUCUCCGUCGCUCUCAUGUUCGCUGCUGCCCUUCAUCCUGCAUGCGUUGGCUUCAGUCCUCUCCGUCGCUCUCAUGUUCGCUGCUGCCCUUCAUCCUGCAUGCGUUGGCUUCAGUCCUCUCCGUCGCUCUCAUGUUCGCUGCUGCCCUUCAUCCUGCAUGCGUUGGCUUCAGUCCUCUCCGUCGCUCUCAUGUUCGCUGCUGCCCUUCAUCCUGCAUGCGUUGGCUUCAGUCCUCUCCGUCGCUCUCAUGUUCGCUGCUGCCCUUCAUCCUGCAUGCGUUGGCUUCAGUCCUCUCCGUCGCUCUCAUGUUCGCUGCUGCCCUUCAUCCUGCAUGCGUUGGCUUCAGUCCUCUCCGUCGCUCUCAUGUUCGCUGCUGCCCUUCAUCCUGCAUGCGUUGGCUUCAGUCCUCUCCGUCGCUCUCAUGUUCGCCGCUGCCCUUCAUCCUGCAUGCGUUGGCUUCAGUCCUCUCCGUCGCUCUCAUGUUCGCUGCUGCCCUUCAUCCUGCAUGCGUUGGCUUCAGUCCUCUCCGUCGCUCUCAUGUUCGCUGCUGCCCUUCAUCCUGCAUGCGUUGGCUUCAGUCCUCUCCGUCGCUCUCAUGUUCGCUGCUGCCCUUCAUCCUGCAUGCGUUGGCUUCAGUCCUCUCCGUCGCUCUCAUGUUCGCUGCUGCCCUUCAUCCUGCAUGCGUUGGCUUCAGUCCUCUCCGUCGCUCUCAUGUUCGCUGCUGCCCUUCAUCCUGCAAGCGUUGGCUUCAGUCCUCUCCGUCGCUCUCAUGUUCGCUGCUGCCCUUCAUCCUGCAAGCGUUGGCUUCAGUCCUCUCCGUCGCUCUCAUGUUCGCUGCUGCCCUUCAUCCUGCAUGCGUUGGCUUCAGUCCUCUCCGUCGCUCUCAUGUUCGCUGCUGCCCUUCAUCCUGCAUGCGUUGGCUUCAGUCCUCUCCGUCGCUCUCAUGUUCGCUGCUGCCCUUCAUCCUGCAUGCGUUGGCUUCAGUCCUCUCCGUCGCUCUCAUGUUCGCUGCUGCCCUUCAUCCUGCAUGCGUUGGCUUCAGUCCUCUCCGUCGCUCUCAUGUUCGCUGCUGCCCUUCAUCCUGCAUGCGUUGGCUUCAGUCCUCUCCGUCGCUCUCAUGUUCGCUGCUGCCCUUCAUCCUGCAAGCGUUGGCUUCAGUCCUCUCCGUCGCUCUCAUGUUCGCUGCUGCCCUUCAUCCUGCAUGCGUUGGCUUCAGUCCUCUCCGUCGCUCUCAUGUUCGCUGCUGCCCUUCAUCCUGCAUGCGUUGGCUUCAGUCCUCUCCGUCGCUCUCAUGUUCGCUGCUGCCCUUCAUCCUGCAUGCGUUGGCUUCAGUCCUCUCCGUCGCUCUCAUGUUCGCUGCUGCCCUUCAUCCUGCAUGCGUUGGCUUCAGUCCUCUCCGUCGCUCUCAUGUUCGCUGCUGCCCUUCAUCCUGCAUGCGUUGGCUUCAGUCCUCUCCGUCGCUCUCAUGUUCGCUGCUGCCCUUCAUCCUGCAUGCGUUGGCUUCAGUCCUCUCCGUCGCUCUCAUGUUCGCUGCUGCCCUUCAUCCUGCAUGCGUUGGCUUCAGUCCUCUCCGUCGCUCUCAUGUUCGCUGCUGCCCUUCAUCCUGCAUGCGUUGGAUUCAGUCCUCUCCGUCGCUCUCAUGUUCGCUGCUGCCCUUCAUCCUGCAUGCGUUGGCUUCAGUCCUCUCCGUCGCUCUCAUGUUCGCUGCUGCCCUUCAUCCUGCAUGCGUUGGCUUCAGUCCUCUCCGUCGCUCUCAUGUUCGCUGCUGCCCUUCAUCCUGCAUGCGUUGGCUUCAGUCCUCUCCGUCGCUCUCAUGUUCGCUGCUGCCCUUCAUCCUGCAUGCGUUGGCUUCAGUCCUCUCCGUCGCUCUCAUGUUCGCUGCUGCCCUUCAUCCUGCAUGCGUUGGCUUCAGUCCUCUCCGUCGCUCUCAUGUUCGCUGCUGCCCUUCAUCCUGCAUGCGUUGGCUUCAGUCCUCUCCGUCGCUCUCAUGUUCGCUGCUGCCCUUCAUCCUGCAUGCGUUGGCUUCAGUCCUCUCCGUCGCUCUCAUGUUCGCUGCUGCCCUUCAUCCUGCAUGCGUUGGCUUCAGUCCUCUCCGUCGCUCUCAUGUUCGCUGCUGCCCUUCAUCCUGCAUGCGUUGGCUUCAGUCCUCUCCGUCGCUCUCAUGUUCGCUACUGCCCUUCAUCCUGCAUGCGUUGGCUUCAGUCCUCUCCGUCGCUCUCAUGUUCGCUGCUGCCCUUCAUCCUGCAUGCGUUGGCUUCAGUCCUCUCCGUCGCUCUCAUGUUCGCUGCUGCCCUUCAUCCUGCAUGCGUUGGCUUCAGUCCUCUCCGUCGCUCUCAUGUUCGCUGCUGCCCUUCAUCCUGCAUGCGUUGGCUUCAGUCCUCUCCGUCGCUCUCAUGUUCGCUGCUGCCCUUCAUCCUGCAUGCGUUGGCUUCAGUCCUCUCCGUCGCUCUCAUGUUCGCUGCUGCCCUUCAUCCUGCAUGCGUUGGCUUCAGUCCUCUCCGUCGCUCUCAUGUUCGCUGCUGCCCUUCAUCCUGCAAGCGUUGGCUUCAGUCCUCUCCGUCGCUCUCAUGUUCGCUGCUGCCCUUCAUCCUGCAAGCGUUGGCUUCAGUCCUCUCCGUCGCUCUCAUGUUCGCUGCUGCCCUUCAUCCUGCAUGCGUUGGCUUCAGUCCUCUCCGUCGCUCUCAUGUUCGCUGCUGCCCUUCAUCCUGCAUGCGUUGGCUUCAGUCCUCUCCGUCGCUCUCAUGUUCGCUGCUGCCCUUCAUCCUGCAUGCGUUGGCUUCAGUCCUCUCCGUCGCUCUCAUGUUCGCUGCUGCCCUUCAUCCUGCAUGCGUUGGCUUCAGUCCUCUCCGUCGCUCUCAUGUUCGCUGCUGCCCUUCAUCCUGCAUGCGUUGGCUUCAGUCCUCUCCGUCGCUCUCAUGUUCGCUGCUGCCCUUCAUCCUGCAUGCGUUGGCUUCAGUCCUCUCCGUCGCUCUCAUGUUCGCUGCUGCCCUUCAUCCUGCAUGCGUUGGCUUCAGUCCUCUCCGUCGCUCUCACGCCCUCCUCGCCCUCCCUGCGUGCCCCACCCCUCCCCUGCGCGUGUGUGUGUGCGCCACCCCACACAGGGGCAGCAGGUAGCCGCGGGCAGACAGGAAGGACGCGGCCACGGCAGCAGCCGUGCUGGCAGCGGCGGCGGCACGGGAGGCAGCGGGGGGACCCGGGGGAGGCACGCCUCGGCGCAAGCGCUCGUGCAACUGCCAAGGAGGUACUGCGAGUGCUUUGCGGCGGGGCUGUACUGCGAGGGGUGCAAUUGCGUCAACUGCUGCAACUCGCCUGCCAACGAGGCGCAGCACCACGACGCCGUGCUCGCCGUGCUCGACCGCAACCCCAACGCCUUCCGCCCCAAAAUCGCCCCCCACAGCCCCUCCCACGCCUCCGCUUCGUCCCUCCUUUCCAAUGCGUCCCACCCCCCACUCACACUCCCCCCCUGGCAGCAGGGCGAGGCGGCGCGCGUGCACACGCCGGUGGCGGGGCGGCACCGCGCGGGGUGCCACUGCCGCAAGAGCGGGUGUCUGAAGAAGUACUGCGAGUGCUUCCAGGCCAACGUGCUGUGCGGCGCCAACUGCAAGUGCGCCGACUGCAAGAACUACGAUGGCAGCCUCGACCGCCAGGCCGUCGUUGCCGGCCUUGCUGCUGCUGCUGCUGCCGCUGCCGUCACGCCCAUCAAGUUUGAGAUGUCAGCCUACCAGCGCAUGGUCACCCCCACCAAGGCGUCCGCCUUCACGCCUCCUGCUGCACGCCCUGGCCUGCACUCCCACACAUCCCCGCACGCCCACGCACAUGCUCGCACACCCUCUCACUCGCUCGCUCACUCGCACUCCUACCCUCCCUUUCGCCCCCACCACUCGCCUGUGCCUGCCCAUGCUGCUUCUGCUGCUGCUGGGGGUGCCAUGGGCGGGAGUCCCGAGGGCAGCACCAUGCACAUGCACCCUCCUGCCGCCUUGAGGUACGCGCUGGCUGAGCUGGGAGGGAGUGAGGUGUGGGCAGCAAACGGUGUGUUUCCCUUGAGUGAUUCCCCGCCCCUUUCAUCUCCUUUCCAUCCCCUCGUCCCUUUGUCCAUGCCACCUCUCACUCACCCUGUCUCCUCUCACUCACCCUGUCUCCUCUCACUCACCCUGUCUCCUCUCACUCACCCUGUCUCCUCUCACUCACCCUGUCUCCUCGAACCCCUGCUGGCCCAACCCCCCCCUCCCCACAUGCCCCCCAGGUCGCCCCCCCCGCACCCCCCCAUGGUGGGCCUCUCCCCCUCCCGCGCGCCCUCCACGCCCGCCCUGCCCUCCCCCUCGGCGCGCUCGCCCCUCUCCUUGUGGGCGGCGCGGCGAACGUGCAUGCUCAUGGCGGCGCUGGCGUGGGGCGUGCAGCACGAGUACACCGCGAGCAGUGAGUGGCAUAUCACAAGUCACUCGUAUGCCUCUCUUGCCACCCAUUCGCACGCUCGUCGCUCGCUUGGAAUGCGAAAUGCUUAUUCUGCCUUCCAAUCGGCCUUGUUAUGGUCUGCGCUCUCCGUCUGCACUCUCCGUCUGCACUCUCCGUCUGCGCUCUCCGUCUGCGCUCUCCGUCUGCGCUCUCCGUCUGCGCUCUCCGUCUGCGCUCUCCGUCUGCGCUCUCCGUCUGCGCUCUCCGUCUGCGCUCUCCGUCUGCGCUCUCCGUCUGUGCUCUCCGUCUGCGCUCUCCGUCUGCGCUCUUCGUCUGCGCUCUCCGUCUGCGCUCUCCGUCUGCGCUCUCCGUCUGCGCUCUCCGUCUGCGCUCUCCGUCUGCGCUCUCCGUCUGCACUCUCCGUCUGCGCUCUCCGUCUGCGCUCUCCGUCUGCGCUCUCCGUCUGCGCUCUCCCUUCGCCCUCUCUCUCAACCGGUCCGUAUUAUGAGUUGCGUGUGAGUGCAUUGAAGACCAGAGCUGCAGUGUCCACCCGGCCGGAGCCAGAGGCAGUGCGGGCAGCAGAGGCAGCAGAGGCAGUGCGGGCAGCAGAGGCAGCAGAGGCAGCAGAGGCAGCUGAGGCAGCUGAGGCAGCAGAGGCAGCAGAGGCAGCUGAGGCACGCGCUGCAGCAGUGGAGCCUUCUCCGCACGCGCCCGCACAGCAGAGCCCCCCCCACAGCCCCACCGCCACAGUCAAGCUCGGCUUCCAGGGCCCCCAGGUGUCUGGUCCUCCUCAGGUGUCUGCUGCUCCUCAGGUGUCUGCUGCUCCUCAGGUGUCUGCUGCUCCUCAGGUGUCUGCUGCUCCUCAGGUGUCUGCUGCUCCUCAGGUGUCUGCUGCUCCUCAGGUGUCUGCUGCUCCUCAGGUGUCUGCUGCUCCUCAGGUGUCUGCUGCUCCUUGGGCAGAGUGUGAGCGAGCAGGCAGUGCAGGCGAGGUGGGGGAUUGCUGCAAGGGGGCGAGUGAGAGGGCAGAGGGGCAGGGCGGGCGAGGGGAGGGGAGCAGGGCGGUGGAAGCGGAGAGCAGGGCGGUGGAAGCGGAGAGCAUGGGUGGGCUGGCGGGGCACGGUGGGGGGGAGGGGAGUGAGGCGGACGGUGAUCGCCAAGGGCAGGGGCAGGCGAGAGAGGGAGGCGCGGGUGGAGGCGCGAGGGCGGAUGAGGCGGUGACAGGCGUGCUUGGUGACAGUAGCCCUGGUAACGCGGAGGAUGAGAAGGAGAUAGACAGGGUAAGAAACGAGGAGAGGGAUGGGGGUGUGGAAAGGGAAAGGGAGGAAAGGGAAGGGGAGGAAACGGAAGGGGAGGAGAGAGAUAGCGAGGAUAAAGAUGAGAAAGAGAAGUAUGGGGCGGAGAGGGGUGGGGAGGAGAGGGAUGUGGGGGAGAGUGAUGGGGAGAAGAGAGGAUGGGAGGAGAUUGAAGGAGAAAUGAGAGAAGAGGAGGAGAGCAGAGAAGAGAGAGAAGGGGAGGAGAGGGGAGGGGAUGGGACAGAUGGGGAAAAUAACGACGAGAGAGAAGCUGAUGAGAGUGAAGGGCCAGGGAUGGAACGAAGGGAAAGAAUGAGGAGCGAGGAGAAGGCGAGAGAUGAUGACGAGAGGGGAGGAACGGAGAAUGAGGAGAUGAGGAGUGACGGGAAGGUCCCGAAGGAGAGUGUAGAGAAGAGGGGGAAAGGGAAGGUGAAUGAUGAAAAGAGGAGGGACGGGAGCGAGAGAGAAUCGAACAGGAGGGAAGGGAAGGACAGGGAUGGAGAGGAGAGAGGUCGAGAGAGGCCAGAUGGGAAGGAGAGCGAUUGGAAGGAGAGAGAUGGCAAGAGGGAACGGAAGGGGAGAGAAAGAAGUCGAGAUGUGAAAGAGAGGGAACGGAAGAGGAGAGAUGGGAAGCACAGAGAAGGGCGGGCGAGAGAAUUGAAGAAGAGGGAAGGUAGGGAGGGAGAAGCAAGGAAGAGGGAAGGGAAGGAGAGAUACAGAGAGAGCUACGUAGAAAAGUGGAGAUACAAGGAGAGAGAUAGUAAGAGGAGAGAAGGAAAGGAUAGAGAUGGUAAGGAUAGAGAAGGUUGUUAG